This is a messenger RNA of Cucurbitaria berberidis CBS 394.84, 1392 nucleotides long. Its product is annotated as 3-ketoacyl-CoA thiolase A. Gene Ontology annotation, cellular component: peroxisome. Gene Ontology annotation, molecular function: acetyl-CoA C-acyltransferase activity. Gene Ontology annotation, biological process: phenylacetate catabolic process; fatty acid beta-oxidation. The record is from RefSeq and is a predicted model, not a curated record. The coding region runs from base 82 to 1317 and encodes 411 amino acids. The transcript has 3 exons. NCBI's taxonomy places the organism in Eukaryota, Fungi, Ascomycota, Dothideomycetes, Pleosporales, Cucurbitariaceae.
AGAAGCGGCAACCCCUGCAGUUUUGAGAGUACACUAAGCGGUGAACAUUGUAACCAUGUUGCAGCUCGUAUUUGGAAGUUGAUGCAAAAGAUGGCGACCUUCACCAGAGCUGCACGAAAUGUACUGCAGAAGAGUCCAAACGAUGUGGUCUUGCUUUCUGCGGUCAGGUCUCCAAUUAACCGCAGCUUCAAAGGGGGAUACAAAGAUGCUCACCCGGAAGACAUCUUGAUGCCAGUGAUGCAAGAGGCUGUACGACGUGCGCAUAUUGAGCCUAAGGAUGUAAACGACGCCAUGAUUGGCAAUGUGUUGGCUGAACUGGGAUUUGCGAAGACCGGUCGCAUGGCGCUCAACCAUGCUGGGUUCCCGAACUCGACGACUUUCCAUACUGUCAAUCGCCAGUGUUCGAGCAGUCUGCAAGCUAUCACCCACAUAUCGCACUCGAUUAUGGUGGGACAGAUUGAUGUUGGCCUUGCUGGAGGCGUAGAGUGCAUGUCAAGAAAUUAUGGAUCGCGAGGUGUUCCAACCGAUGUUUCGCCUACUCUCCUGGGUUCUACUGUCAAAGAUGCUCGCGACUGUCUUAUGCCUAUGGGAAUUACAUCAGAGAAUGUGGCGGAAAAGUACAAGAUUGACCGCAAAUCUCAGGACGAGUACGCCGUGGAGAGUCAUGGCCGUGCCAGUCGAGCCCAGAAAGAAGGUCGUUUCGAUUGGGAGACUGUUCCUGUAACAAUCCAGAGGGUUGAUGAGGCAACAGGGCAGCCAAGUGGAUACGAGGUGACGAAGGAUGAUGGCAUUAGGCAUGGUCUGACAUUCGAGAAAGUGUCAACACUCAAGCCAGUAUUUGGCGAGAAUGGAAAGAGCACGGCAGGCAAUUCGUCCCAAAUAUCAGACGGCGCAUCGUCUACCAUCCUGGCUCGAAGGUCGUGGGCAGAGGAGCGUGGGCUGACACCACUGGGUCGCUUCGUUGGAACACAGGUCAGAGGCUGUGCGCCCGACGAGAUGGGCAUCGCACCAAUCUAUGCCAUACCAGCGUUACUAAAGUGGACGGGUGUUGAGCUGAAGGACGUCGAUAUUAUAGAGCUGAAUGAGGCCUUUGCAAGCCAGACCAUUGCGUGCAUACGCGAGCUAGGCUUGGAUGAAGAGAAAGUAAAUCCAAACGGCGGCGCCAUCGCUCUUGGUCAUCCGACGGGCGCAACAGGCGCCCGCCAGACUGCGACUCUCUUUGGUGAGCUACGGCGACAAGACAAGGAGAUUGGCAUUGUAAGCAUGUGCGCGAGUACCGGGCAAGGCGUCGCAUCGCUAUUCAUUCGGGAGUCGUAGCAGAGGAGAUGAACUAGCUCAAUUGAUUAAGGAGAUAGAUAUCUAUCGGGUACACAAUUCCGAAUUCUGAUUAUG